UCCUUUUGCCUGAUUGGAUGCAACGGAGUGGAGCCUGGGCUGCUGGGAAGUGGGAAGAAGAAGAAACUAGUACUUUCCUGGGGAGCAAGAUGGUGGAAGCCUGGUAUAUGGACGAGUCGCAGGAGGAGCAGCGGAAGCCUCACCGCCUGCAGCCCAAUCAGCCCGCCAGCCUCGAGCUGUUGAGUCAGCUCGGCGUCUUCUAUUGGAAAUUGGAUGCUGACAACUAUGAGACUGAUCCGGAGCUAGCAAAGAUUCGGAAGGAGAAAAACUAUUCUUUUAUGGAUAUAAUAACCAUACAUAAAGAUAAGCUGCCAAAUUAUGAAGAUAAGAUAAAAAUAUUUUAUGAAGAGCACUUACACCUGGAUGAUGAGAUUCGCUACAUCCUGGAAGGAAGCGGGUAUUUUGACGUUCGUGAUAAAGACGACAAAUGGAUCCGGAUUGCCAUGGAAAAGGGAGACAUGAUCACGCUUCCUGCUGGCAUCUAUCACCGAUUUACACUGGAUGAAUCUAACUAUGUGAAAGCCAUGAGGCUGUUCAUUGGAGAGCCUGUGUGGACAGCUUACAACAGGCCAGCAGACCAUUUUCCUGCUCGAGGACAGUACCAGCAGUUUUUGGCACAAGCAGUAUAAUAAACCCAUAGGAAGGCUUAAUUCGCAGAGUGUCCUGCAACGUCCAUAAAAUAGAAAUGACAAAACUGCGCUUUUAAAAUUUUUUACACCACCUGCUAUUAAUGAGCAUUCCUUUUCCUGCAGAUCUAAUGCAACGAUAGUGAAUAGGGAGUUUUGAACUAUUCAUCCAGAACUGAUUGCCAGACUAGAUUAUUAGGGCUAAUUUUUGUGGGGGUGGGAGGUGGAAGAAGCCCUUUUGAGCAGAUCUUGGGGUUGUGUUUAACCUGGACUGGUAAUUUGAACAGUUUUCCCAUUCAUUUUAUGGCCUUAUAUUUAGUUGAAAAUUCAAUCACAUCAGCAGUUUCCUACAGUGCAGUAGACAUUUGUUCUUGUUUGUGUCACUUUGCUUCCCAAUAGUAAGGAAGGUACUAUUAAAUCAAUUAUAAAUUGACGUAUUAUUUAAAAAAUAAAAAACUAUUUAAAAUUAUUAAAUACAAUUAACAGACACUACUGAUAUCAAUCCUUUUGCCAUGCAUCAGUCAGGCACCUAUUCUAGUGAUCAGUUUUAUAGAUUGCAGACAUGUUCAGAAUAUUAACUAUAUUUUAUCCUGCUUGCAUAUAAUUGGUAUCUAAUUUUUGCAAGAAUGAUAUUCCCUGCCUUAUCCAGAAGCAUUGUACUUUAUAAUUGCUGUGAUCUCAUGUUUGUAGAAUGGUAAUAAAAACAAUGUGGUACAGUA
Messenger RNA from Hemicordylus capensis (graceful crag lizard), 1345 nucleotides. RefSeq names its product acireductone dioxygenase 1 (gene ADI1). The transcript is spliced from 4 exons. The coding region runs from base 18 to 629 and encodes 203 amino acids. The record is from RefSeq and is a predicted model, not a curated record. Lineage: Eukaryota; Metazoa; Chordata; Lepidosauria; Squamata; Cordylidae. Gene Ontology annotation, molecular function: acireductone dioxygenase [iron(II)-requiring] activity.